Aspergillus pseudonomiae is the source of this 2193-nucleotide messenger RNA. Its product is annotated as TPR domain protein. The transcript is spliced from 2 exons. Gene Ontology annotation, molecular function: protein binding. The coding region runs from base 1 to 2193 and encodes 730 amino acids. The record is from RefSeq and is a predicted model, not a curated record. Lineage: Eukaryota; Fungi; Ascomycota; Eurotiomycetes; Eurotiales; Aspergillaceae.
AUGAAUACCCACAAUGUCUCCUCCGCCCCGGGCUGCAUCCAACUCCUCCAGCAACACAAAAAACGUCUUCAAGACGCCCAGUCUCGCAAGGGCCAGUGUCUCUGCAUACAAAGGCCUCGCGAUGAAACCAUUCUCGGGUUCAAUCUUCGUCGCGCGAAGAAUCAGGGCCGAUCGAGUCUAGAUCACAGCGUUCGGUCCUCCAUCAUCCCCCCAGCCUAUCACCCAUGCACGCGUUCUCUCCGCAAUCUGCAGCAGAUCAUGAUCAAGGAUCUACGAGUGGAAACUCAUCACCGCGAUACGUAUCUUCUGCUCCGAUCCGUGACACCGCCGGAUGAAAUGACGGCCAUUCUGGCCAUCGUGGAGGAUGAGAAUGGGGAUGUUCUCAUGCUGCAGCUUUACAACCAGGAUAUGGACCGCCCUGUAGAAGAGACUCUCCCAGAGGGAACGGCUUUGAUUGUGAAAGAGCCGUUUCUGAAACUGAUGUCGGAUGGCGAGUAUGGAAUCCGCGUCGAUCACGUUUCUGAUGUCAUAUUUCUGUCGGCUGUUGAUGAGCGAGUCCCUCUUUGCUGGCGGCCACAAGACAGUCCAAACUUCGAUGUGAGCCAUUGGAAGAUGAGGGGGGAUGAGCUCUGCGAUAGCGCCAAGUACCAACUUGCGAUUGAAUCCUACACCAAGGCGUUGGACGGCUUACCCAACUCGGAAGAAUCCACCAUCCUUAGACUCAGCCGAGCCUAUGCUUUGCUCAAAGCCCGCCGGUUCGACGAGGCGCUGCUUGACCUGAACUCUAUACCACAAACCAGUCCUUCUGCUGAGAAAGCUCUUGUAUAUAAGGUCCAAGCACUCUACAACCUCCAUCGGUACCGCGAAUGUCACCAAGUCCUCAGUUGUCUUGGUCCUGAAUCCUCGGACAACCCUGCGAUCAAGGACUAUCCCUCUCGUGUUCUCAGGCGUCUCGAGGAACAAGAGCAUGGGAAGUACCAGUUCAAGCCGAUGUACCAGGCCAGCAAAGCCUUUCCUCCAGAUUUAGAUCAUGCUACGUAUAUUGGCCCCGUGGCCGUCAAACCAUCUAGCGCCCGUGGACGCGGUCUCUUCACCACCGAGGCAGUCAAAGCCGGGGAUCUUCUAUUAUGCGAGAAGGCAUUUGCGCAUUUAUCUGCAAACCCAGAACAGGACAAGAAUGUGACGCUUCUGAUGAACAUCGAAACCGACACCAUGACCGUGGGAACACAAUCCGAUCUCAUCCGAGUGAUCACGCAGCGACUCUACCAGAAUCCUGCUUUGAUCAAGCAGUUCACAGAUCUCCAUCAUGGAUCGGACAGCCCAGUCAAUGUAUCCGAUGUGGAUGGGAAACCAGUUUUGGACUCAUUUCUCAUCACGCGCAUUGUCUCCCUGAAUGCAUUCGGCUGUCCGCCGUCCUCCCGGGAAUACUACCUAGCUGAUAAAGCCACAAGAUUAGAAACAGGGAAUCAGUUCCAUUCAUGCGGUGUCUGGCCCAACUCCUCAUACAUCAACCACAGUUGCGACAGCAACGCCCAACGGAGCUUCAUCGGCGACAUGAUCAUAAUCCGCGCCGCGAAGGACCUCGACGCCGACACCGAGAUCACCUUCUGGUACGCGACGCCCGACGUCGACGAUUUCGAAGCCCACCGCGAUAAAUUCCAGCACUGGGGCUUCCAGUGCGAUUGUAUCAUCUGCCAGGACUACCAAAACACAGACCCAACCAUCCUCGAGAAACGCCAAACCCUGCGAACAGAAGUCCGCCACUAUAUCCAAUCCACCCGGCAACCAGACCUCGCGAGGAUCGAGAGCACGGUGGCUUCAUUGGCGAGUACGUACAGUCGACCCGCGCGCGAGGUCCCGCGUCUGGGCAUUUGGGACGUGCAGUGUGUGCUGGCGAAGAAGUAUCUGCGACUGAACCAGCCUGUCAAGGCCACCGAGGCGGUGUUUGGAGCGCUAGAGUCCCUGGGCUAUGUUAUUCAGGGUGCAAAGAUCCCGGGUGCGCCGCUGGUGAUUAUGCAGUGGGGGUUUAUGGUGGAUCAGCUUAUUGAGGUCUGGCUUGUUCUGGCUGAGGCGUUUCAUACGGUCAGCCCAGAGCUUGAGGCGCGGGCGGAGAGGUAUGCGAGAAUUACUUAUAAGAUUUGUGUGGGUGAAGAUGAGACUUUUGAGGAUACCUAUAUUACGAAUAGUACAUAA